AUGAGUUCAUUAUUAUCUUCAUACGAAUCUGAAUUUAAACUUACGUUGGAAAAAGCACGUUCCAAUUUAAGGGAAGCUAAGAAUCAACAACUACCACAACGUAAUGCUACAUUAAAAGAAAUUGAAGAAGAACAAGACGAGCUGUUAGAUUUGAUAGAUCAGAUGGACAUAGAAAUAAAUAACACUAUCACGGGAAGUAACUCACAAGAUCGUGCUAGAUUGAAGUCUAAACUACGUGAUUAUCAGAAAUUUAUUGUGAAUGAUGUUAAACAGCCUUUACAAAAAUUAAUGGAUGAAAGGGAUAGAGAUAUGCUAUUUGGUGGCAACGGGAAUGAAAAUAACCUGGAAAAUAAUGGGAGUUUGCAAUAUAUGGAUGACGAGCAAAGGCAGCAGUUAUUAAAAAAUCAUGCAACAUUGACAAAGAGUGGUGAUAGAUUAACUGAAGCCACAAGGAUAGCAACAGAGACAGAAAAUAUUGGUUCUCAAAUUAUGAGAGAUUUGAGGUCACAAAGAGAAACUCUUGAAAAUGCAAGACAAACAUUAUUUCAAGCUGAUUCAUAUAUCGAUAAGAGUAUGCAAACUAUAAAGACAAUGAGUAGACGAUUGGUAGCUAAUAAAUUUAUCAGUUAUGCUAUAAUAGCAGUUUUGAUCUUGUUGAUACUGUUAGUACUCUUCUCGAAAUUUAAGUAA
Molecule: messenger RNA, 690 nt
Organism: Tetrapisispora phaffii CBS 4417
Lineage: Eukaryota; Fungi; Ascomycota; Saccharomycetes; Saccharomycetales; Saccharomycetaceae
Gene: VTI1
Product: v-SNARE protein VTI1
Exons: 1
Coding region: 1-690 (229 amino acids)
Biological process (GO): macroautophagy; intracellular protein transport; retrograde transport, endosome to Golgi
Cellular component (GO): endoplasmic reticulum membrane; SNARE complex; late endosome membrane
Molecular function (GO): SNARE binding; SNAP receptor activity
Source: RefSeq, a predicted model, not a curated record